GGACAGGAGAAAUCGAGCGCCGAGAGCUUCGAUGCGUUUGCAAUAAAUGUCUGGCUGUUACCCUGGCCGCCAUUUUAGAUGACGAGAGGAGCGGGAGGCUUCGAGUGAGGGAAAAGCCCUCGCGGUGGGGAAAGCGGGAGCAGCCGAGAAGCGGGCAGGGCUGGAGCACAUAACUACAUUUGCCAUGGUGGAGAUGUGGCUGAAAACGGGAGCAUGGGAUAUCAGUGCAUGAUCACGGAGCUCCACGCAGUUUGGUUACUUAAAGCUGCUUCAAUGGACCACAUUCACGGAGCUUGGAAGACCCUUCCUGAUGGAAUUGGAUUAAAGGAUUCUGUCUUCAAUGGAUCCAGCUGUAUUUCACCUACCAUUGUUGAACAGUUCGGUUAUCAGCGCAGAGCAUCUGAUGAUGGGAAACUUUUAGAUUCCUCCAAGACAAGUAAUACUAUUCGUGUUUUUUUGCCUAAUAAGCAACGCACAGUGGUAAAUGUACGUAAUGGAAUGACUCUUCAUGACUGUCUUAUGAAAGCACUCAAAGUUAGAGGUCUGCAGCCAGAAUGCUGUGCUGUUUUUCAAUUACUUACUGAACACAGAGGUAAAAAAGCACGAUUAGAUUGGAGUACAGAUGCUGCAUCCUUGAUUGGAGAAGAAUUACAAGUUGACUUCCUUGAUCAUGUUCCACUCACAACACAUAACUUCGCACGGAAAACAUUUCUGAAGCUUGCAUACUGUGACAUCUGUCAGAAGUUUUUACUAAAUGGAUUCCGAUGUCAAACCUGCGGUUACAAAUUCCAUGAGCACUGCAGCACAAAAGUUCCAACUAUGUGUGUGGACUGGAGCAAUAUCCGGCAACUCUUAUUAUUUCCACAUUCAAAUAUUGGUGAUAGUGGUAUCUCAGCACCUCCUUUGAUGACUCGGCGAAUACGUGAAUCUGUCUCUCGGAUGCCCAUUAAUUCUCAGCAUAGAUAUUCUACACCUCAUGUCUUCACAUUCAGUGGAACAAAUCCUUCUCCUGAAUGUUCCCUUUCUCAAAGGCAGAGAUCCACCUCUACCCCAAAUGUCCACAUGGUCAGUACUACUAUGCCUGUGGAUAACCGGAUAAUUGAGAAUAACAGCCUGAAUGCUUCUCCCAGGUCCUGGUGCAGACGAUUCUGUUUAAGGGGAAGAGAUGCUAUACGUAGUCACAGUGAAUCUGCAUCACCACCAGCGAUAUCGGGAAGCCCCAACAAUACAAGUCCAACAGGGUGGUCACAACCUAAAACACCAGUCCCGGCUCAAAGAGAGCGAGCUGCAGGAGCUAAUCCGCAAGAAAAAAAAAUAAGACAACGUGGACAGCGGGAUUCAAGCUAUUAUUGGGAAAUAGAAGCAAGUGAAGUUAUGCUCUCAACCAGAGUUGGAUCAGGCUCAUUUGGAACAGUUUAUAAAGGAAAAUGGCAUGGUGAUGUAGCAGUAAAGAUCCUAAAGGUUGUAGAUCCAACCCCAGAACAAUUUCAAGCCUUUAGAAAUGAAGUAGCUGUAUUAAGGAAAACUCGACAUGUUAAUAUUCUAUUAUUUAUGGGCUACAUGACUAAAGAUAAUCUGGCCAUUGUCACACAGUGGUGUGAAGGAAGUAGCCUAUAUAACCACCUACAUGUUCAGGAGACCAAGUUUCCAAUGUUACAGCGUAUUGAUAUUGCAAGACAGACAGCACAAGGAAUGGACUACUUGCAUGCAAAGAAUAUAAUACACAGAGACAUGAAAUCAAAUAAUAUAUUUCUUCAUGAAGACCGAACAGUGAAGAUAGGAGACUUCGGUUUGGCAACAGUCAAAUCCAGAUGGAGUGGUUCUCAACAAGUGGAACAGCCUACAGGAUCUGUUCUCUGGAUGGCACCGGAAGUAAUUCGAAUGCAAGAUAGCAAUCCAUUCAGCUUUCAAUCAGAUGUGUAUUCUUAUGGAAUAGUACUAUACGAAUUGAUGACAGGAGAGUUACCCUAUUCACAUAUUAACAAUAGAGAUCAGAUCAUUUUCAUGGUUGGUCGUGGUUAUACAUCGCCUGAUCUCAGUAAACUAUACAAAAACUGUCCAAAAGCUAUGAAGAGGCUUGUAGCAGAUUGCGUAAAAAAAGUAAGGGAAGAGAGACCUCUUUUUCCACAGAUAUUGUCUUCCAUUGAACUGCUGCAACAUUCUUUACCCAAAAUUAACCGAAGUGCUUCAGAACCUUCUCUGCAUCGUGCAACUCACACCCAGGACAUAAAUUCAUGCACAUUGACUUCAACAAAGCUACCUGUGUUCUAGGAGAUCCACGUGCAGCCUUCACAGUUCUCCCCAAGAAGAGUUAUUUUAUAGCAGUUGUGUUUUGAAGGCUUCAAUCUACAGAACUGAACAGCCAGCGUGGGAUUCACCUGGGUGCCAAUUUUAAGAGUGAGCUGCUAUGAAUUUCUGCUAUUCUAAGCCUACAGGGACAAAACUCCAAUGUUGCCUUUUGCUACAGUUUAUCUUAUGGAAAUAGUUCACAGACUGUAUAAAAAGUUCUAUUGCUAUUUUUUAUAGAUGCACUUGAGCCUUAUUUUUUUUUCCCAUAUGCAAAAAAAAAAAAAAAAAAAAAAAGGACAAAGGAAAAAAAGUAUUACUUUUCUGGUUUCAACUCUUGCAUUCUGCUGAACAAACUGUUAUUUUUUUGUAUAGCAACAGCAUUUGAGAAAAGGCAAUGCAAAUGGUGCUGUUUUUCUUAUUACUUAAGAACAUUCUGGCUUGGAGAAAUCAUAACUAAAAUACCAAUUUGUAAAGAUGACUUAAGGGAAGAUGGAAAUGCAAGUUCAUGGAAGUGUCCCCAACUGAGCAUUUGUCAUAAUCACUUAAUAUUGGUGGUUAAAGUUUCAUCACUACAAAUAAUUUUGCACAUAGGAAAAAUCAUGUUAAGAUGAGAUGUAUAUUAUAACUAGUAUUCCUCCUCAGAAGCUGGCACAAUCUUGCUACAAUCUUCAUAAGGUAACAUAAGAAACUUAUUGGGUACUUCAGACUUGUUUCUUGCAGCACCUGGAGGGUUCAGUAAGACAUGAUAGUUUUGUGGAAGAAAUAAAUAAAGUAAUGUCAGUAUAUUUCUGCAAAUGGUCAUUAGACUGUUUGGAAAAAAAACCUUUUUUUUCUGAGAUGCACUAUAAGGAAAUUUGGCAUAUACAGGAUUUUUCCUUGCUGAUUUGGGUUUUAAUUUGUUUUUAUUGCUCCUGAGAGAAAAACAUUUAUUGUAAACCCAGGUUCUUCUGAUUAUCUUAUUUUAAUAAAUAAAUUAAAUUUAAAUUUGUCAUUGAUUUUUUUUUUCUGGCUGCUUCACACACAACAGGUUUGGUCUCCCAGUAUGUGUACGUAUGUGUUUAGAUAUCCAAUCAAAUCCAUACAUUCUAUUUUAUCAAGUACUUUUAAAGGAAGGGAAUAAAAAAUACUGAAGCAAUUUUUAAAAAAAUGCUAUUUCAUAAAAAAACCACUAUUUUAUUUACAGCUUUUCACUGUGUAUUGUCUCUCAGAUACCUGACAUACUUUGCUGGGUUCAGACUUGCACUCGACUGAAUUCCAUGAAUGUGGGAAGGAGGGAGGAGUGAUCUGUUAAAUUCUUCUGUAGGCUUCUGUGAUUUUCUUUACAAGAAGAAAAUGCCUUUCUUCCGAUAGCCAGAUAUAACUGGGUCUACCCAUUUCAUACUCUGAAAAUUGCCCAUUGUACUUCCAAAAUCUCUCGUUAAAUUGUUGGAUUACUAAAGCAGAAAGUUGAGUCAUCCAAUAUAUAUGUUAAUGCUAUAUGUAUUUUAUAUUAAUUCCCUUUGAACUGCGUUGUACAUUUCCAAUUAAUUUAUCUCACACAGAUAACAUUUUAUGCAGCUUGCCAGUUCAUUGUUUCCCGAUCCGGAUAUUCUUCAGAUGUAUGGAUUUCAACUCUCAGAAUUUUCUGCCAUUGCUGAGCAUUCUGAGUUAAAAUCCACUCAUCUUCAGGAUGCUGCAAAGAAAUUAGAAUUAAAGUUGGCAGACUAGGGGUUUGGGUGUGAUACUGUAUGUUAUGGUGUUUGAUUUUUCAGGGAGAGAAUGCAUAGUUGCUUGUACUGCAGUACCUUACAUUAUGACUGCACAAGUCCUAAUGUUGCUGCAGUUGUACAGAUAUAAAGAUUAUUACGUUAGCCUGUGAUGGUUAGCUGAACUCUGAUGUGCACUUUACAUUCUGUGUGUGUACAUUCUGUUGAGCUUCAGUGUACAUUUAAAAAUGCAAAAAUCUGUUGAGCUGGUUUGCCAGGCUUCAAUUCACACAUGUUCUUUUGUCUUGUUACCACGUUACUUUAAUCCAGUUCACAAGCACCAGUCAUUCUUGUAACCAGUGGCACCCUUCUAUGCAAGUAAAACAUUAGCAAAGAA
Molecule: messenger RNA, 4371 nt
Organism: Pantherophis guttatus
Lineage: Eukaryota; Metazoa; Chordata; Lepidosauria; Squamata; Colubridae
Gene: RAF1
Product: Raf-1 proto-oncogene, serine/threonine kinase
Biological process (GO): MAPK cascade; protein phosphorylation
Cellular component (GO): cytosol; mitochondrion
Molecular function (GO): MAP kinase kinase kinase activity; ATP binding
Source: RefSeq, a predicted model, not a curated record